Messenger RNA from Lampris incognitus (smalleye Pacific opah), 2178 nucleotides. RefSeq names its product four and a half LIM domains protein 2. The coding region runs from base 287 to 1126 and encodes 279 amino acids. Gene Ontology annotation, molecular function: transcription coregulator activity. The transcript has 6 exons. The record is from RefSeq and is a predicted model, not a curated record. NCBI's taxonomy places the organism in Eukaryota, Metazoa, Chordata, Actinopteri, Lampriformes, Lampridae. Gene Ontology annotation, cellular component: nucleus; Z disc.
UCCCAUCCGGGCUGAUAUCACCUAACACAACACCGAGCAAACACACGGGCCGAGAUAGGGAAGGAGUAGAUGAAGGUACACUUUUAGGAGAAGGUCGGGUAUCGCAGAACAAAAAGAAGAAGAAAAAAAGAAGAAAAAAACAAAGGAAUGUGUGAUUAAAGCCAAUGAGAAUGCAAGGGAAGUGGCUCCACAGGAAGAAACGAAAAGAAAAGCAGAAAAUUGUGAAACGGAGAGAGAGAGAAGGAAUUCAUCUGAGGAGGAACUCGACUUUUUCAGGUGAGCCAGCAUGACUGAACGGUACGACUGCCACUACUGUAAGGAGUCCCUGUUCGGGAAGAAGUAUGUGCUCCGGGAGGACAACCCGUACUGUGUGAAAUGCUAUGAGAGCCUGUACUCCAACACCUGCGAGGAGUGCAAGAAGCCCAUUGGCUGCAACACCAGGGACCUGUCCUACAAGGACCGUCACUGGCAUGAAGACUGUUUCCAGUGUUUCCAGUGCAAGCGCUCGCUGGUGGACAAGCCCUUCUCCACCAAGGAUGAGCAGCUGCUCUGCACCGAGUGCUACUCCAAUGAGUACUCCUCCAAGUGCCAUAGCUGCAAGAAGACCAUCAUGCCCGGCUCCAGGAAGAUGGAGCAUAAGGGGAACAGCUGGCACGAGACCUGCUUCACCUGCCAGAGGUGCCAGCAGCCCAUCGGCACCAAGAGCUUCAUCCCCAAGGAGAACAACAACUUCUGCGUCCCCUGCUAUGAGAAGCAGUUUGCCAUGCAGUGUGUGCAGUGCAAGAAGCCCAUCACCACGGGUGGGGUGACCUACCGCGAGCAGCCUUGGCACAAGGACUGCUUCUUGUGCACCAGCUGCAAGCAGCAACUGUCUGGCCAGCGGUUUACCUCCCGCGAUGACUUUGCCUACUGUCUCAACUGCUUCUGCAACCUGUAUGCCAAGAAGUGCGCCUCCUGCACCACCCCCAUUAGCGGUCUUGGAGGCAGCAAGUACAUCUCCUUCGAGGAGCGCCAGUGGCACAAUGACUGCUUCAACUGCAAGAAGUGCUCCAUCUCCCUGGUGGGACGUGGCUUCCUCACCGAGCGCGACGACAUCCUGUGCCCGGAGUGCGGCAAGGACAUCUGAUGUGGCGUGGAGAACUGUCGGCUGACAGACAUGAGGAUUAGAUGGCCACGUAAUGACCAAAGAGAGAGAGAGAGAGAGAGAGAGAGAGAGAAUCAGAGCAAAGAGCAUAACUCCAUCACCCUGCUAGAUAUGAUACGCAAAUGCAGAACCACAAGAAUUGUGCAGUUUGAAACGACACUUCAUCUCAAUUAGACACAAGUCGAUUGCUAUUUGAGAACAGUAACUGCUGAUUAAAUUGCUACGAUUAAUGUAAAGCACACAAGCUAUCUUUAAGGCCUCGCUUAUGAACCUGUAACAUUUUCAUGUGUAGAAAAACGUGUACUCAAAAAUCAUUUUAGGCAGCAUUUUCCCCCUACAAGCUGUUUUGGCAUGAAACCCCCCCUCCCCCCGUUAUUAACAUAGAUUAUUAACUUUUGAGUGCAAUAGCAGUAUUUUCCGCAUGUACCAGCUGGAUAACGCAACGUCCAGGUUGUUGUUUUGUGCAUGAGUGCUGUGAUUAGCAAACAAAAUACGAAUGCAAUUAAUGUUUUCGAUGCUAUGAAAUGACAUGUGUUAAGAGAAAUCCAUUUUAAAAUCUUGUCAAGUUUAAACACGCUACAAAACAGCAAGGGGCAGAUUCAGUGUCUCACCAGCAGGCUUUUGACCCGAUGAAAACACACACACACACACACACACACACACACACACACACACACAGUGCACACAGAGUAAAACACUGCAGGGGUCAAGACGCCCCUACAGGUGACACAGUGAUUUUUUCGUGUCCCCUAAAUGAAAACCGGUUCCUCCUUUACAGCCAUCAUUUUCAAGUUCCAGAAAAAUGAAGAAAUGUUGAAGGAUCACGUGACUUUUCUAAUUAUAUAUAAAAAACAAAAAAAAGAUUAGCCUUUAUUUGAAGAAGGGUGUUGGAUCAAACUGGAUCGGGAGACCUGGAAUCUGGUCCUGGUUUGAGUAGCGUGGUAAAAUGCUCAUCUCUGUCAUAGAUUUUCAAAGACAUUGCCUGCUAAGUCUGUUAAUGUAAAACCCCAAUAAAACGCUUCAGAGACAUUGUC